ACCGGGCCCGUCCGGGCCGCGGCGCCAGCCCCGCAGUCGUCGACGGCGCGCCUGCUGCGCCGGAUGUUCGCUGCCCGCGGCGCCGCGCCUGCUAGCACGUGGACAUGCGCCAUGACAGCCGGCGCUCAUGAAGGUAGCGCCGGACGAGCCACGGAAGGCGGGCAGCCCCCCGGACGGCGGCGCGCUGCCCGACUGCGACUGCCUGGGUGCCGGGCCGCCGCCCCCGCAAUUCCGGCUGCCCCCACCGCCCCCGCCACCACCGCUCAGGUGCACGCAGCUGCCGCCCGCAGACGCCGAAGACUUCUGUGACGCACCUCCGGUGUUCCAGGAGGCGGAGCCGUGGGGGGAACCGGCGCUGCCGUCCGCGGCGGCCAUCGCGCUGGGCUGCGUCCUGCUCCUGCUGGCCGCCGCCGCUUCCGCCUCCGUCAUGCUCUGGAAGUACCGGCGGAAAGCGGCGGCAGGCGGCCGCUGUGAGUCCCCGCGCCACACGCGCAGCGACGCCUCCAGCGCGGGCGACAGCAGCGCGCUUUACGAGGACGCGGCCAGCCUGCGGCCGCGGUCGCUCGUCCUGCGCUGCGGCGCCACUGUGCAGACGCCGCAGGGGACCAAGCAUCGACGCGGAUGCCCCGCCGUCGCCGGACGGCCUGUCUUCGUGUGCGCAGACCCGUACGCACCGCACGACGUCUGCACCCCCGUCUACCAGGAGAUAGCUCCCGGUUCGCCCAGCGACCCCGAGGACCACAUCUAUGCAGUACCGGUGCUGCACGGCCUUGCGGCUGGCCGCUCGCCGCCGGAGGAGCUAGCCGUGGGGGAGGCGAGCGACUGCCGCCCCCAUCGCCCCCAACAGCAACAGCAGCAGCAGGGCGACGUGGCGCUGCUGGAAGCGCUCAUGCAACGCUACUCGGGCGCCUUCUCCAGCCACGGGCCCGGCUGCGUGGGGGCGGCGCGGUCGUCCGUGAAGUAAUCUGCUGCCAGCGUCAGGGGUGCCGCCUGCCGCCUGCCGCUAGCAGACGCCGUCCAGUUCGGCAGACAAUGGAGAUUCCAGCAAGCGUCUGCGUAAGGCGGUGCUCAGCUGGAACGACGACUGCGUGAGAGGAGCGGGCCGGUCCCACGGUGCCGACAAUGCGACGGAAGAUGACCGGCGAGAGGACAGCUCCUCUGCUAAGCUUCGUUGCCAUUGGGUCGCGGCUGUGUAAUUUCACACCGAUGUCCAGAGAAGUGCUCGUCCAUAUUGAGCGCUGUAGUUACUUGGAGUAUUGCUAUGCCACACUUACAAUGACAAAUUACAUAGCACAUCACUUGCAUUAACAUUAUACGUCUGACAAAACCACAGGGCCCAACUGUUACAGACAAUCUUUUCAAUUGCUAUUAAAACUAUUUAUUUACAACUAAUUCAGAAAAAAAAUCAAAUGUCAAAGUUUUACUGCACUUCAAAAUAAUCACCAGAAUAUAGUCCGUUGCCAACGGUGUGAAGCUCAUGCGAAACUUUUAGCAGUGCCAGUUGUGUUGAUAGGUCUAUUGCCCGAAGAAUCUCUGGAACAAAACUUCCUGGCAGAUUAAAACCGACACUCAAACUCGGGACCAUUGCCUUUCGCGGGCAAGUGCUCUAUCAUCUGAGUUACCCGAGCACGACCCAAGCCCCAUCCUCACAGCUUCACUUGUGUCAGUACCUCGUCUGCUACCCUCCGCUGGAGAGUGAAAAUCUCAUUCUGGAAUCUCUGGAACAGUUGUGAAGCGAAUGCAAUGAAGCUCUUCCUUGCUCUUAAGAACCCAGUAGGCGUAACAAGGGCCUAAGUCCAGAGAGUAUGGUGAAUGGAACAGAAAUUCUCAGCCGCACAGAUCGAAAAAGUUAGUCGCAGUUCGCACUGUAUGCGCCGGGCAUUAUCCUGCAAAAUGAUGAGCGGGUUCUGCAGAAAGUGUACCCUCUAUUUCCUCACAGCUGAUAGGAGGCUGCAUUCGAAAAAUGGAUAGUAAUACGGGGCAAUAACGGCCCGCCGAUAGAAACGGUAAGAGUUAGGGCAAUACCAUCGCAGUCUCACACGAGAAGCACAGAAACUUUGACACGCAGAACUUUCGAUACUCGUAGUAACUUGUAAUGCUCUAUUACUUUGUCGUUUUGGGAGUGGCUUUUACAAUUUUCUCCAUUUCUGAUCUAGCGUAACGAUACGGUGUAACAAAGCAUUUCCUUCGCGUUCAUGGCGUUUCUGGUAUGUACGAACAGCGUCGUAUGGUAGCUAUUUCCGAAUUUCCGUCAAAUAAUGAAUAAUGCGGAACCAGUCGUGAAUUUUUAUGGUGCACACGAGUUCCUGCGGUGUGUGCUGAGUCUGUCUCUCAGAGCAGCUAACGAAAAACACCACAAUUUGACAUUCCUCCAUUCCACUUUGCCACUGUUUUGCAACGCAAGGCAAAUUACUCGCAGGAUUCUUGAAGGCCUUGCUGGCACUGUCAUGCUGCAUGUCUGCGUGCUCAUACGAGUUUUAUCCAACUCCUUGUUUCUUGUUUCAAAAACACUGUCACAGCACUACAUUAGACCGUCUGUUAGCAGAAGCUCUGGUCUUCCCGUAUCUGCACAUGCAUGUGAUAUGGAAAUGACUGUCCAUUUGCGCUGGGUAAAGUAUAUGUACGUAUCUAAGCGGCGUUAUUUGAUUCCGUUAAGUUGUGUCACUACGACAGUGUUGCCACUAUUACAGCUCAUCCCCCACACAUGCGUGGCUCCUUAUACGAUAGGAUCUUCGGUCUGCAUUCAAAUUAUGUGAAAAUUGAGAAGUCAUAUGAAACGACAGAACACAAUGUCCCGAUGGAUGCAUUUCUGAAGUGCCGUAUGUGUAUCUUCAUGAAACCUUCAUUCACUUACUAUGGUGCCACAAGAAACGUUAAGACAAACUGUUCUGGUGAAACAGAUUUAUUAUUUUCUAAAUAAAAUCUGUCAUUAAUUGAUAUACAUGUCAGACUGAGUAAUCUAACGCUAGAAGCGAAACACUGGGCCACUACAUAGUGUCAUUCGGCGACAAAGCCCAUGGGUCGUGUGGUCACUAAAAGUUACGCUGACAGAAUGUAGCGAAAGAGUGCCUCAAAACGGAAAAGCGGAACAAACAAUACAAAGAAUGUGAGUGAUAACAUAAAUUAGUAUAUAACAUUGCAAUCUCGAAGUAGUAAAGCAAAGAAUACGAGGCAAACUGCCUGGGAAGAAUUAUAAGACGUACUACAGAUGGCGAAACAUAACAGUACAGUAUUAAGAUAUACGCUUUCGAUUCAAACGUUUACAAGCGCCCUCUUUCAAUAUCUUCAAAGUACAGCUGUUAUUCGGAGUCUAACUUGAUAUAUCUAGACGUUUAAAACUGUUAGUGACCUCUAUCCGGUGGUAAUGAUAUAUCUUCAUGAAAGUCUGUACAGCUUUCAUGUCUGUAAAGCGUUACCAGCGUAGUCUGUAGCCAGUAUACAGAAUCGAUACGACAUUUUCUCGAAUGGAACUUGGAAAGAAAGCUGUGGCAUCGUUGUCCAUCCUACCAAAGGAUAAUUUUAAUUUCGAAUAUUGACAUCAAUUAGCACUCUGAUGUACAGGUAUUCUCUAAUAUUAUUAGCUGUUCUUAGAUACAACUAUAAAUUGAUCAUGCAGGAAAAGAUAAGAAAUGUGUUUCAAAUGUCACCAGAACAUGAGCUAACUGUAAAGUGGUAGCAGACUAUUCAUCGGAAACAAAAGCAUGCCAAAGGCACUGCGUAUAUCGAAUCUCUACAGGAAUUAAUUGUCAAAAACGUUAAAAUAAAGAGUUAUAUUCUGCUGAUUAGCGUUUAUUGUGGAACUUGAGAAAAAGAGACGUACCACGAAAUCCUAAUUAUAGUGUUUGUUUCCUUAUCUCAGUGCGUAUGUAGUUAGGCAGAUAAAGUGGAGACACUUGUUUCGGACUGAUGAGCAGUUGACUUGCAGCCGGGGCAACGGAAAGACUAGAAAUACCUGAAUAUUCUGGCCAACGUUGCUCAUUGUUAUUACGGCCAUCUUGAAUACCAUUAAUAUCUUCUGAAAUGAGGAGUUUGAUAUGAGAUCGGAUUUGUUUACUUUUACAAUGGGCCAAGGUACUAGAAAAAUUUCAGUGUUAGUUUUAACAUGGAAAUUCGUAAAAAUUCUGUGUCAGAUUAAAACUUCACGCCAAACCAGGAACCGAUCCUGAAAUUUUUCCUUUCGGGGGAAACCCUCUUACUGAUCAAUAUUCCCUUUUAUAUUUUACUGCACACUAGCUUGGGACAGGAAGCGCAUGGAGGCUUACCUAUAGCCUAAGAGUAGUUCGCUGAACGAAGUUUAUGAAGUUUUCAUUAUCCACUAGCAGUAAUGAAUAAAUUUUAAGCAGAUACGUAUUUAAAUACAGUAGUCUAUAGUAGGCGGCGGACUAAAAUACUCAUUCUGAACAACGCGGUACUUCAGUUUGUUUGCCAUUAUAGAUCUUGUGGCGUAUACAUUCUACUACGUGGAUGUAAUAAUUACACCAUCAAAUCUAACAGUAACGUUUUAGUUUUGGCGGAAGAUGUCUCGCUCGCAUUACUGGCAUAACGAAGAAAGCCACUGUCAAUACGUCGACUAUGAAGGACUGUUUCGCUGAUCGUUUUGCAAAGAGUGUAAGUAAUACCCUUUGAGUGACAGUGGGGACCUUAAUGCAUAGACUGGAUUUUGCUAUGCAUUGGGCAGUCGCAGCUGUAACGGUUCUAUCAGUUUGUUUAAUUUGGAACGUUGUUUUGGUUCUGCCAAAAACUCGUAUUUAAUUUAUCAAAGGAACAUUAAAAAUUAUGCUAAAUGACGGAUUAAGCUACAGUUCAUUAAUUAAGAAAUAUUGUCAGAACCUGCAUUCUAAAAGUUUAGUGUAUUUAAUGGCUGUAUCUGUAUAACCAGUCAAUAAAACAACUCCCUAUUUCUUUUUUAGAUGUCUUAUCAAGGUUAAUGAAACUUGGAAUGUGUCUUUUGUGCUAUGACACCGCUUCACCGGAGAUAUCUGCGUCUCCAUGACGUGACAGUGUUACGCUAUAUAUAUGCGGAACUUUGGAGAUAGUCAUUUGAGCACUACAAGAGCAGGUAGUUAAGAUUUUCUCGAAAAGGACAACAAAUAGUGAUAUAGCAACGAGUUUCACUAAACUUAGUUUUAUUUUUGUUUCCAUUAAUCGCUCGCGAAUUUAUUCAACAGAGUGGGAAAAGGUAAUUAAACGAAGAUACUUUACGUUUUCGUAAGAGCUACAACGAUGGGCUUUACAACUUCUCGAGAAAGUGUCAUACUAAAAAACCAAAGAUUUGAGCACACUCCCAUAUACUUUUUUCUGGCGCUUAAGACGAAUAUUAUUUUUGAAGUAAAAAAAAAAAGACUAGUUACACCUUGAAUUACAUUCCAAAUUGUACUAUGUGUCUACUCUUGUAAUUCGUUCGAUAGACUGAUUGAUGAUAACGAAAGUGUACUAACUCCAUUGGACAACACUAUGAGGACUAAAUCAGUAACUGUGUUGACUUUUUUGAGAACGAGCAGUGCAUCACCACUAUAUUGCUGAGGGUGGUGCAUAUACUAAAACUCCAAUAACUGGUAAGUACUUGUGUAUAAAAUGAUAGGAUUUUCUUAUUACAAAAACUUUUUUAAUAAAACACAAUUGUUUUAUAUCGCUCUUACCUUUGGUCGAAAGAAUAAAUGGACAUCACGUGUAACAAUAUUGAACUGACACACAGUAUUGUUCUGUGAAAUAUAUAAUCUGUAAAUUUGUAGAUUUUUACCUAAGGAAAGUAGAUUGUGCAUACUUGUGAUCGUUAUUUUACCUCAAAGAGUUAACAAAAUUAGUUUGUUCCUAUUUCUCUGUAAAGACCUCAAAUACUGAUGUAAUAAAUAUUUCUGAUUAUUACUCAUGUAUGGGUUUCAUAGAUCGUAACUAAUUAAUAAAAUGUGAAACUUCGUUUUUUUUAGAUACGCUUUCGAAUAACUAA
Messenger RNA from Schistocerca gregaria, 5947 nucleotides. RefSeq lists its product as uncharacterized. Bases 128 to 964 code for a protein of 278 amino acids. The transcript has 6 exons. The record is from RefSeq and is a predicted model, not a curated record. NCBI's taxonomy places the organism in Eukaryota, Metazoa, Arthropoda, Insecta, Orthoptera, Acrididae.